AUGCGCCCCCAGGGGCAGAGGCCCGGCCUGUGCCUGUUCUGCACCUUGAUAUCAACUCCGACCCAGUCUCGCGCCCUCCCUCAAAUCUGGACAGACAAGACCUCGCCACUCUCUGAUAUACGACAUGCCUCCAUCUCGUUGGGAGCUCGGCGCUAUAGAUCGUCGACAGCAGAGAAACGUCGUCCAACGCGGACGCCUGAGAGGUCUGGAAGGUCUGAGAGGCCUGUACUAGUCGCCCCUGGCAAGAGCUUCAUAAAGCUGGCUAUACCACCUACUGGGGUAUCACAGGUUCUGGGUCACCGUCUGUCCGGUCUACAACAGAGCACUAAGUCAUUCCAGGGCAUCGCGCGAAGAACUCCCUAUGGCUUCACCCCCUCGUGGCGAUUUGGCGCCGAUAACCCCCUUCAUUUCAAAAAGAGAGUUGAGAACGCGCUCUCUACGAUACAAGAGGAGCUGAGUGAGCCCUUGUUGCUAGACAGCCUUGAACUUGACAAAACAACGUUCUCAAAGAUUUGGUCCGUGUUCCAAAAGCACAUCUUAUCCCUGGACAAAGCCACGAGCAAAGAGCGCAAGGAGGAAUGGGAUGCGUUGCAGAACAUUCAGGGCGGGAAUCGUGCCCUUUUGGAUCGCUUGAAGUAUGCCUUCUAUGGGCAUAUGGUCGGUUCCAAAUUCACCAAAGCGGAGCUAUCAAACCAGAAACAGCUGGCAGAUCUAAGGUUCCCCCCGGAAUGGUUUCCGACUACUAGACAGAUGCGGCGCACAAUCCAUCUCCAUGUCGGGCCAACAAACUCUGGUAAAACGUACCACGCCUUACAACGACUUGAACAGGCUACCUCCGGCGUUUACGCAGGACCUCUACGGCUGUUAGCUCACGAGAUAUACACACGCCUAAAUGCCAAGGGCAAAACUUGCGGCCUGGUCACCGGAGAAGAAAGAAGAAUACCGGAGACAACAGGCGAGCGAGUGAAGAUGUGGAGUUGCACUGUGGAAAUGGCGCCCCUGAAUAUACAGAUGGAUGUCGCCGUGAUAGACGAGAUUCAGAUGAUUAAUAGCCCGGAACGUGGUUGGGCAUGGACACAGGCUUACCUAGGCGUUCAAGCAAAAGAAGUCCAUCUAUGCGGCGAAGAACGGACAGUGCCCUUGAUCAAAGAACUGGCCGCUUCCAUUGGGGACAGACUCGUCAUCCACGAGUAUAAACGUCUAAGUCCGCUAGAAAUGAUGCAUAGGAGUCUAAACGGAGAUCUGAAAAAGCUCGAGAAAGGAGACUGUGUCGUCUCUUUCAGCGUCAUGGGCAUUCACGCUCUGCGAAAACAGAUCGAAAAGCAAACGGGGAGGAAAGUGGCCAUCAUCUACGGCAGUCUACCUCCAGAGACAAGAGCCCAGCAGGCGAAGCUCUUCAAUGACCCUGAUAAUGACUAUGAUUACCUGGUUGCCAGUGAUGCUGUUGGAAUGGGCUUGAAUUUGAGUAUCAAACGAGUCAUUUUUGAAGCUGCUUCUAAGCACAACGGGGUUAGUCACGUUCCUCUGAAGAUUGCGGAGGUCAAGCAGAUCGGCGGUCGAGCUGGCCGAUAUCGAACUGCACACCAAGCUACUGUAGAAGACACGGCCUCACUUCAGAAGCCGGAUGGCUCUGCCACAAAUGUCGAUUCGAACGAUGCGUCCGCUCUAAGCGUGAUUGAAGGCCGAAAAGAGACUCCGCAAAGCCAACAAACCGUCGGCUAUGUAACAACUCUAGAAGCGUUUGACCAUCGAGCUGUGGAGUACGCGAUGAACGCUGAAGCCGAACCCAUUACUACUGCGGGAAUCUUUCCACCCGCCCUCAUAAUCGAGCGUUUCGCAAGUUACUUCCCUCCUGGAACCCCAUUCAGCUACGUCCUUCUUCGCCUCAACGAAAUCUCACGCAUCCACCCACGAUACCAACUCUGCGCUCUGAAAGACGCGCUCCGUAUCGCAGACGCUAUCCAGCCAGUCAAAACUCUCACUAUCGCAGACCGUAUUAUCUUAAUCGCUGCACCGUGUGGUAUGCGCGACCCGCUCCAGCGUGAGAUGAUCCUCGAAUUUGCGAAACGCAUUGGCGAACAAAGAACAGCGCCGCUCCUCGAUAUCACACAGUUCAACUUUGAUCUGCUGGACCAAGAGCCAACUGGCAAGCGAGAGUACCUUGCUGCUCUCGAGAGCUUCCACAAGGGGCUUGUGUUGUAUCUCUGGUUAUCGUUCAGGUUUACCGGGGUGUUUACGCAAAGGGCUUUGGCAGAAAAGACAAAGAGCUUGGUUGAGAAGGCAAUUGAGCAUACGCUCUCGGAGUUCAGCUUCACGGAAGAGAGGCGUAAUGCAAUUACUAGCAAACGACAGGAACAACUGCUCCGGCAGUUGAAGAUCCAGUACCAAGGAACUGGCCGAGGCGAGGGCAAGGAAGCUCAGGAGGAGGAUGUUCAAGAGGAGCAACAUUCCGAAGAGGAUGCUCUAAAGGAGGGUACUGAAUCCCAAGAGGAGCCAGAUCUCCAAGAAGAUGCUGUGCAGCAAAACUCCUUACAGGAGGGUACUUUACAGGAGAGCGCUGUGCAGGAGAAUGCUGUGCAGGAGAAUGCUGAAAAUCAGCCUGAGCCAGAACAAGACGUUGACAACGAACCGCCAGAUGUCAGGGACAUCAUCACAGACGAGACGUCCUUCAGGGAGGACACAUCCAGCACUAGAGACGACUAUGGAGAAUACCCAUCUCCGGAGCUUGAGUCGAUCAAGCAACAUCCACAUCCCCACGCGAGUUAG
Molecule: messenger RNA, 2766 nt
Organism: Mytilinidion resinicola
Lineage: Eukaryota; Fungi; Ascomycota; Dothideomycetes; Mytilinidiales; Mytilinidiaceae
Exons: 2
Coding region: 1-2766 (921 amino acids)
Biological process (GO): RNA catabolic process; mitochondrial RNA 3'-end processing
Cellular component (GO): mitochondrial degradosome
Molecular function (GO): hydrolase activity, acting on acid anhydrides; ATP binding; RNA helicase activity
Source: RefSeq, a predicted model, not a curated record